GUCUCUACACAGGACAGUGCUGAGCCUUUGCUGUUCCGCUGCUGCAACCGCCCAGCCCCCACCGGCGCUGCCCAGCCCGCCUCCCCCCUAACCAGCAUCAGCCAGGCUGCUGCCACCCUCACCGCCCCCAAGCCCUGGCACCUCCGCCCCUCUGGGCACCCUCUGGGCACCCUCUGGGCCCGCUCUGCCCAGCUCGCUGCCGCCCUCACCCGCACUGCCCAGCCCUCACGGCCGGCCUUCCCGCCACACAGCCAGCUUCCUCCCUCGCCUGUUCAGCCCAGCCCCACUUUGCCUUCGCCGCUGUUCAGCUUGUUGCCGCCUUUACCAGCACGUCACCGCCAUAUCCCCAGCCCCCAGUCAGCAUCCGCCGUAGCUCACCUGCAGGCCGGAGCCCCUGACUGGUCUGCAUCGUCCAUCACCUUUUGAGGAGUUCCACGUGUGGCCCGUCGCCUACAAAACAGGUGAGUGACCCAUGGGUCAUCAGCACGCUCAGGGCAAGGGGUUAGGGCGCCGUUAAUGCACGGUGUUAUGGGUGGUCUCCCUCUUGUCUCCUCCUUUUCUUCUAUGAAACACACACCCAUACAACGCUCAGACUCAAACCGGUUCCCCUCCCUCCCUUCCUUUCCUGCCCAACAGUGCCUGGCGGCCACCGAAAUCACCUUCAUCCUGAAACCGCCCCACAGUCGUCUCUACACAGGACAGUGCUGAGCCUCUGCUGGUCCGCUGUUGCAACCGCGCAGCCCCCACCGGCGCCGCCCAGCCUGCCUCCCCCCUAACCAGCGUCAGCCAGGCUGCUGCCGCCCUCACCGCCCCCAAGCCCUGGCACCUCCGCCCCUCUGGGCCCGCUCUGCCCAGCUCGCUUCCGCCCUCACCCGCACUGCCCAGCCCUCACGGCCGGCCUUCCCGCCGCACAGCCAGCUUCCUCCCUCGCCUGUUCAGCCCAGCCCAACUUUGCCUUCAUCGGCUGCUCAGCUUGCAGCCGCCUUCACCAGCACGUCACCACCAUAUCUCCAGCCCCCAGUCUGCAUCCGCCGUAGCUCACCUGCAGGCCGGAGCCCCUGACUGGUCUGCAUCGUGCAUCACCUGUUGUGAUGUUCCACGUGCGGCCCGUCGCCUACAAAACAGGUGAGUGACCCACGGGUCAUCAGCACGCUCAGGGCAAAGGGUUAGGGCGCCGUUAAUGCACGGUGUUAUGGGUGGUCUCCCUCUUGUCUCCUCCUUUUCUUCUAUGAAACACACACCCAUACGACGCUCAGACUCAAACCGGUUCCCCUCCCUCCCUUCCUUUCCUGCCCAACAGUGCCUGGCGGCCAUCGAAAUCACCUUCAUCCCGAAAACGCCCCACAGUCUCCAGCUCCCAGUGACGCCCCGGUUGCCCAACCAUCCCCUCAGCUUCUGCUGCUGCUGCUGUGGCCGCCGCCGUCGCCCAGUUAAACACCGCCCCGCCCCGCACCUCCAUCUCCUGCACCCCUCCCGCCUGGCGCGCCGCCUCCCUCGACCUCACCGCCCCGCCCAGCACCGCCAUCUCCUGCACCGCUCCCGCCUGCCGUACGAUUGGUGGUUGGUUGGGGGCCGGGUGAAGUUGCUGACUACACCUCUCUACCUGACCGCUGCUGCUGCUGCUGCUGCUGUGGCCGCCGCCGUUGCCAAGUUCAACACCGCCCUCCCCAGCAGCACCCAGCCCGUCACCAUCACCUACACCGCCCUGCUGUCACUACUCCCACCAACACCUCCAAGCUCGUACGGUUAAGUAGGGCGCGGUGUGGGGAAAUAUAUCAACAACUUGCCCCAUAACGCCUCCAUCCCCGGCCUGUUAUGUUGCCUAUUAUGCCUUGCCGGUAACGCUGCGAUGCAACCCACCCACGCCCUGUGCUUGUGUGAAGCAAUCCCGCGUGAUGCAGGAGUCUCUUGGCUCUGCGUGUAGAGUUGCGAGCACCUAACCACAGUCCGUCUGUGCAACGUAUUCCCUCACCACACGCUCAACUGCGUAUCCAAAGGUCUUCUUCCUUGCACCUUGGUUGUUGCACUGCGGUCUGACCUGACCUGCUGCACCCCUCAUGUGCUCUUGUUGCAGGGCAAAGGCGAGCACUAGCAAGACGAAUCCGCCAGCCACGUACGUAGCCCAGGGUAAGCGGGGCGCGGUGUGGCCAAGACACUGGUUGUUCGACGCCGGUGUGGGGCGGGAGGAGGCGCAGGUUUCGGGUUGUGUCGUACUCUGGCGUGUACUCUGGCGGCGUUGGGGGUUCGUAGCACUGCCUCUUAAGUAUGUAUAGGUAGCCCGCCCCACGUGAGUGCCCCACAAGCGCAAAUGGACGAGAGGGCAGCGCUGUUGAGAGCAGCAGACGUGCACAGAAGUGCUCAGGCAUGAUCAGGCAUGAUUUCGACAGAUAAGCGCUGCCAAAGAGCAUACACGCUGCCUUUUCGCCCUGUAACGCGCAUCCGCCCUCCCUGCUGGCAUCCUGCUUAACUUCAUGUGCAUGUUUACCCCCCACCCCCACAGGCACAGCACACAACGCUGUGGGUAUCAAGCACGCAGUAGAGUCUGUGGGUGGGGCACGGAGAGAUGGCGCAGCUCCUCCCUUUCCAAGCAAUGGUCUGCGUCAUCCCCUUCUCCACCCAUACACCCCUGCCACCGCCGCUGCCGCCGUCGUCACUGCCCCUACCUCGUCCCUCCUGCCAAGAUGCACGGGCGCUUCAAUCCCCACCACCUCCCAGACAAUACGGAGAGGGGCCGCCAACGGCUGGGGCUGGUUUGGGGUACGGCAAGGGGCAGGGAAGACCUAGCAUGUAGUGGGCUAGCUAGUGGGCAGAGGCAACCCGCCAAUAGCAACAGGCAUAUACUAAUGGCUUUCACCCCAAGCAUGCACCCUACCUUUGGGUCAUCCUCCUCCUAUCCAUCAUGUGCAUCUGCAUUUUACACCUGCUGAGCCUUCUCUCCCUGCCCCAAACCCCUUGUCUAGCAGGCGCUCAGCAGGCGCAUGGUGAACUCCGGUGGGAGGGGCAGCACCACCGCGGCGUCACCAUGAACCAUGAGCCAUCCAUUCCUUCCCAACUGACAGGCAAUUGUACGAAACAGGCAACACCACCAAGCGAUCAAGACCCCAAUCAAGACCAAGUUGUCAUAGUGCCGCUGCUGCUGCUGCUCUGCCGCAUGAAGAGCAGCAGCCCAAUAUGCUCCACCGCCACCUGCAGCACCACAUUCUCAGCAUGCAAUGCCAUGCCAUCCAUUCGUCGACGAGUCACGCGCGCGCGCACAUAGCAGCAUUCACUAAAGCAUAAUGAACAACAGCAAAACCACCUUUCAUUGCAUGUUUUCGUAUUGGGAUAUGAUAAGAAAAGCAGGGUCGCGCAUGCAAGCGCACAUACUUGGUGUAUUUUAUUUUCUUUUAAAGGGCCACCACAUACUACUAUACCUUGUUUUUUUCAAUGGCAACAUGGUUUACGACUGAGCUCGAACUUUUGGCCGGUAAAGCCAUCGAUGCGUACAUGAUUGUACGGAUUUUUCGUUUCCGCGCAUAUCUCAACAAACCAAGCACACCAUGGUGUUCAGCGUUGAAUUUCCUGCAGGUCCAUGUGUUUAUUGAGGUAGGCGACGGACUAACAAGCCACUUGCAGUACACCCGCCCGAAGGUAGAGCACACUGCAGGUGACUCAAGGUGUUGCAAAUGCUUACAUUAAGUGCAAAGACAUAUACGCCUGUCCGCCCUGUAACACAUCCUGUUUACGACCAGCUUGCGACCUCCGAACCAGCAUUACAAGUUAGCCAAGAGGCGAACUGCCCAAUGGCCAGUUACGUAGCGUUAUGUAGUGCACAUAGAACACUUAGGCAGGGCCUUGUCAGCUUAGGCCCAGCUGGCGACUGUGCGUUUCUUAUUCAAACAGAAUCGCAGUCGACCAGUCAGCGACAACAAGCACUGAGGAGAAAACAAAGACAUACGAG
Molecule: messenger RNA, 3940 nt
Organism: Astrephomene gubernaculifera
Lineage: Eukaryota; Viridiplantae; Chlorophyta; Chlorophyceae; Chlamydomonadales; Astrephomenaceae
Source: the annotation of a GenBank genome assembly